CCCACAUUGUGCACAAGGCAAUACACCGGAAGUUUGUCAACGUGCAAAACUGCGGAAAAUUGCCGACAACAAUGCUUUGAUGCCAUCUACGGCAAAGAACCCGGUCUGAAAUACUUAACAAGUGCUCGAGACAAGUUAGCUACGCUCAAAAAACAAGCGGAAAGUGCAGCACAUGCAAAAGCAAUGGCGAGUGGUAAUCCUGCUGGAGGAGCAGUAAGAGCUGCAAAACCGAAACCGAAAAAGCUUCCUG
This is a messenger RNA of Amoebophrya sp. A25, 250 nucleotides long. The record is from the annotation of a GenBank genome assembly. NCBI's taxonomy places the organism in Eukaryota, Dinophyceae, Syndiniales, Amoebophryaceae.